AUGGACUUCUUCCAAGAAGUUGACGGAGAACUCGUCACAGGCAUCAAUUGCCAACUCCCCGGCGGCUGUUCGGAUGAGUUUAAUCAAAUGGGAGCAGACGAGGUGUGGGGUCAAGACGGCAUGAUCAAGGAACAAUGUCUGAUGCAAGACCUUGAGGGGGACAUUAAGCCCCUUUUCUCUAUCAUUGAAAUCAGGCCUACACACUUUUUCAAGGUCGGAGAUGAGGGGAUCUACGGCUUUAGCGAAAAUACCGGAGAAUUUUUCAAGACUAAAGACCCAGACAAUGUAGUCGGCAUUGUAGGGCGGCUCAAGGAGGCGGAACUCAUGGUUGCGGCGUUACUUACUGAACCUAUGUCAUUAUCGUUAGAUUAG
This is a messenger RNA of Fusarium venenatum, 372 nucleotides long. The record is from RefSeq and is a predicted model, not a curated record. Lineage: Eukaryota; Fungi; Ascomycota; Sordariomycetes; Hypocreales; Nectriaceae.